AACAGUGGCGAGAGCAAAAGUUAAGACUCUUCCUUUGACACAUAAAUGCAGCCUAAACGUUAUUAUAUUCAGUUAAAACAGCAGAAAGACUAGGUCACAACGUUUUGUCUAGAUGGCUGUGUCCUGGUUUCGUGUUGCUGUGCCCCUGUGUUUUGCGGUUUUAUCGUUUGCAGUCGCCAUCGUUGGACAGAAGCAGGGGCUGUUCACAGGGAUGCCGCCUCCUCUGCCUGUAGCCCUCGGUGUUUGUUCCCUGGCCGGGAUGGCACUUGUUUGGAGGGACAUUAGCUCGAAGAUGAAGGGUGACAACCGGACGUUAAGCGGUCUUCUGAGUCAGUAUCUGGGGGUGAAGGCUUUGGGCUGGCUGGGCAGACGACAGAGAAAGAAACUUGAAUCCGACACGCUCAAUGUGAAACGAGUCCAGGAGGAGACGCUGCUGAAGCGCCUGAGUAAAAACGCAAACACAUGUUAUGGAAGACAGUUUGACUUCUGCUCGAUCAAAGACAGUGCAACCUUCCGGGCACGUCACCCCAUCACCACAUACGAGCACUACCGAGAGCUCAUCAGACACAUCGCUGCAGGAGAGGAGAAGGUGAUCAUUGCUGAGAAGCCGCUGAUCCUGGCAAUGACCUCUGGGACGUCAGGAGCCAGCGCCAUGCUGCUCAGCACCAAAGACACCAACACUGAGUUCUUCCUGCAGGGAGUGAGUGUGUGUUUGAAUGCCAUGCGUCAGGCAUUCCCUGCGACCGACAGCCUCCAGCGCACAACCAAGUUCUUCUACACACCUACUUUUCGCCAGUCUGAGGCCGGCAUUCCCAUUGGACCAAACUCAUCUACACCAGCCUCCUCCCGCCAGAUGCUGAACCUCUACACCACCCCAGCGCCUGCCUUUGAGGUUCCCAGUGAGAAGGACACACUCUACCUGCACCUUCUUUUUGCUCUGAAAGAUCCCAGUGUGGGAACGCUGGAGUCGAACUUUGCCUCCACGGUUUUCUAUGCUUUCAGUGCCCUGCAGGAUCGUUGGCAGGAGCUUGUGGAGGACAUUGAACGAGGAAAGGUCAGCGGUGCUCUGGCUCUCGAGCCCAAAGUGAGGGCCGGGCUUGAAGCUCUGAUGAAGCCAGACCCAGAAAGAGCCGCUCAGCUCCGGGCCCACUUCCAGGACGGCUUCAGGGGGAUCGCCAAGCGGCUGUGGCCUCACCUCCACCUGGUGCUGGCGGUGGACUCAGGCUCCAAUCAGAUCUACGGGGAAAUGUUGAGGGAGAAUUACUGCCAGGGAAUUCCUUUCUACUCUCCCUUUUAUGCUGCUACUGAAGGUCUAAUAGGGGUGAACCUGUGGCCUCAGGAGACAAGCAGACGCUAUCUGCUGUGUCCUCGCUCCAUGUUCUGUGAGUUCCUGCCCGAGAGCAGCCUGGAGGAGGAGACGCCUCACACCCUGCUGAUGGAGGAGGUGAAGGAGGGACAAAACUACGAACUUGUCAUUACAAACGCUUCAGGACUCUUCAGAUAUCGCGUUGGAGACAUUGUGAAAGUAGUUGGGUUCCAUAAUCAGUGCCCCAUCGUUGAGUUUCAGUACAGACGUGGCCAGAUGUUGAACGUUCGAGGGGAGAAGGUGACUGAAGUGUUGUUCCUUGAUGCUCUGAAGAAAGCUGUUGCUCAGUGGCCAGGAGCUCAGCUGGUCGACUACUGCUGCGCUGAGAGUGGCAUCCUGGGAGAUUCAAUAGGCGGCUCAGAUCCUCAUUACCAGGUGUUUGUAGAGCUGAAAGGUGUGAGGAACCUCACAGAGGAACAACGAUACAAGCUGGACAUCUCUCUCCAGCAGGACUCGGCUGUCUACAAGUCUUUCCGUAUCAAAGGCAGCAUCGGACCAAUGAGGGUGCAGCUGGUGGCGGAUGGUGCGUUCAAGGAGCUUCGUAAGCAGAUGAUGGCCUACUCAAACACAUCACCCAACACUUUCAAAAUGCACCGGGUGCUGCGCAGGAAAGAAUACGCUGAUUUCUUAUUGGGAAAAACGGUUUCCUGAAGCCUCCUGUUGUGGGGAAAGAGAUAAAGCUUGUGACUCUGGCUGUGGUGAGCACCGACUGACUGACAUGUCUCUGGUUUUUUAUCAACUUUUCAUCAAGGAGUUGGUGAAUUGUGCCUUUGGCAACCGUUAAAGACAAAAACACAUCAUCCAUUUAUGCCAAUUAAAAAUGUUCAUUUGACUGAUGUAUUUUCUCCACCAUAUUUAUAAUUUUUAUUAAAGGGUGCUGUUAAACUGUUACUAUAGCUUUGUUUUAUGAUCCUCAUCUCUCCUCCAUGACAGUCAGAGUUAAACCAUAUGCAGUGUAUAUACUGUACCAAAGAUUUAUGAGUGAAGUUAUGAGUGAAAAACUGCUACAUAAAUGAAUCUAACCAGGUUUCAUUUUGUUGCCUUAUAACAGGUGGCUGAUAUUCUUGAGGAAAAAGUGUUUUAGUUUUGUGUUGUGACGGUUUUUGCAGCAGCUAGAGAAAAAGCAAAAUGAACAUUAGAAAACUCUCCACUAACUUUGCUCAAGUUUAACAUUUACAUUGCUACAUAUUUUUUAAAUAUUACCCUUUCAAUAGAUCCCAUCUGGUGCAACAUCUGAGAAGAUUUUCAUGUAAAAAUAAACCUUAUUUGCAUAAAUCUUGGAGUGGGGCUGCAAAGCAGCAGAGAAAAGCAUCUUAAGCCCUUUAACUCCGAAACUUUGUAUUUCCACAAGUAAAAUCCUGCUGUAGGUUAUGGCCUCUUAUACUGUAAAUGAUAAAUAAAAAUCUGAAAGUGAAAUACUGUACAGGAUUUCACCUCAUCAGGAACAAGCCUAUGAAAUCUGGACUCACUAGCAUUACAUGUUUUGUCCCUUUUUGUGUCCUCUUGCAGAGAGUGGGUGCCGUAUGCUGGGAAAAGUAAGCAUGCAAUUUGCAGUUUAUUGUAAUGACUUUAUAUCAUGUCUUGGAGCUGAAAAUUAUUAUUGCAUUUGUCUCCAGAACUGUUCCUUCAUCUUAAUAAGCUCUCCCUUUGGAAUCACAAUAUCCAGAUAAUUUAAAUUUGCCAGCUUUCUUUCAGAGCCUCCUGCAGCUAGCUGCUAAUUUCUGCCCAUUUUGAGCCCAGAGGAUCAUUCAGAUUAGAAGUUCUGUUGCUUCUUGUUGGCUGGCAGAAAACACGCUAGCUGGUGUGGGUUUUAUUUACCUUUCACCAUCUGACCAACUACCGUACUCAUAUUUACAAAUGAUACCAGUCCCAGGAUUUUAUCGUCAGCCACUAGAGGGGGCUAGUCUCAUGUGUAAGACAUAAGACAUUUGUGCUGUCAGGCUUCAGGCGGCCAGAUUCACUACUUAUUUGUGUUAUCAUCCCCUUUCUCUAAGCUGGAUUCUUGAUCAUAUCUCUGUUAGUGCCUUUAGGGUGAAGCCUGUCACUGUAAGUCAACCAAACAUAAAACCAGAGGCAAGCAAGAGUCUGAACAACAGUUUACUCAAGUGCAAAUGCAGAAUAAUGGAGAUUUUUAUACGUUUUUUAUAUUUAGAUGACAUGUAGUUUGGACUUUGCUAACUUCAACAUUACUGUAUUUAAUAAAAAUUUUAUCCCAACUGCACUUCUAGUCAAACAUUUAUCAUGUUGUCAAAGAAAAAUUGCAGCUAAACACUGAACAAGCCCCUUUCUGAAAGUCUGUAAGUCUCAUGUGUUGUUGCAUGGCUCACUCCU
This is a messenger RNA of Seriola dumerili (greater amberjack), 3697 nucleotides long. It is a transcript of the gene ghdc, whose product is annotated as GH3 domain containing. Bases 113 to 2017 code for a protein of 634 amino acids. The transcript is spliced from 11 exons. Gene Ontology annotation, cellular component: cytoplasm. The record is from RefSeq and is a predicted model, not a curated record. NCBI's taxonomy places the organism in Eukaryota, Metazoa, Chordata, Actinopteri, Carangiformes, Carangidae. Gene Ontology annotation, molecular function: acid-amino acid ligase activity.